UGCGGAACUGGGGGGCCGCUGAGGGAAAGGAAAGCGAGCGGCGGGGACCCUGCGGGCCUCCGGCGUCGUCCCUGCGAGGCUCCUGGUCCAUUAACAUCAGUCUACCGGCCAAGACAAGCUUGCCUUGAAGAGAUGAGUAAAUAAGGGACCCACAUUUCAUCUGUUAAAUUUUGGCAUAAGCUGGGCAAACCUUGGCUUGAGUCACACCAAAGGUAGAAGGGAAAGCAGCUGCUUUGUGGAGGCCCUCAUUCUUAAAAGGAGGAUUUCACUAUCGGCUAGAAGAAAAUGGGCAACGUGGAAAGCAACAGCUCUUACCAGAACUAUUUCUCCAGGUUUCUUUGUGAUGAGCAAGUGGACAUUGACCGUGUUUUCAGGGCCUUAUCUGGAGCAGAUGAGGCCAUCGCUGUAAAGACGGGGAAAGUGGCCCAGACUGGUGUGACGCUUGAAGCGCUCCAGGCCUACUUCAAGGAAGCUGUCCCUCAGUCGAUGGUUACGAGGCUGUACAGCGGGAUGAAGAGCAUCCAGGUGACACACAAGUCCCCAGAGCCCAGCACCCUGGUGGUGAAGGAGCAGUUUGUUGUCUUCCUGUCAGCACUCUUCAAGGGCAAUGCCCAGGAGAAAAGUGGCAUUGUCAUGAAGAUGAUCUCAGAUGCUCAGGAGACUGUCAAGGGAAGCCAGAUCCUAGAGUUUGCAGGGGAUCUGGUUGGCUCUGUGGUUCACGUCCUAAACUACAGGAAGGAGCUGAAAGGUUGGAAUCCGAAGAACAUGCCUAAUUCCGUAGCUGGGAUAAAAGCUUUGGCUUCUCAGCUGGCAUCUGAACUGAAACCGGCAGAGGGGAAGAAGAUGGAGGUAGCGCCUGCCCUGGAUGCCCUCUGCGACCGAAGCAGCGUCGAGGACUGGCUUUUCCGAGUCCCGCAGAUCCCUGCCUUUCUCAACGUGGUCGUCCAGCAGGGCCUGCUUGUCCUGCAGUCUCUCCCAGACGCAGCUGGGGGGAUCCUCCACCUGCUCCCAGAAUGCCGAGGUGUGCGAGGGGGCCGUUUCGUCAGCCUUCUUGACAUCCCCUCCAUCAUGUACCUCAAUGCCCACCUCCCCCCGGAACUGCAGCACCGUUGGCAGCUCCUCUUUGCCUCCGGGGUUCACGGGGAGAGCUUCACGCAGCUGUGCGGCCAUAUUGUGAACAAAGGGCCCUGCCUUCUGGUUCUGAAGGACACCGACGGCUACGUCUUCGGCGGGUUUUCCUCAUGCUCCUGGGAGGUGAAGCCACAGUUUCAAGGAAACAAUGCGUGUUUUCUGUUUUCCGUUUCUCCCUCACUUGCUGUGUUUACCUGCACUGGCUACAAUAACCACUACAUGUACCUCAAUCACGGGCAGCAGACCAUGCCGAAUGGACUUGGCAUGGGAGGCCAGCUUGAAUACUUUGGGCUCUGGCUGGACAGCAACUAUGGGAAAGGCCACAGCAAAGCAAAGCCUCGGUGCAGCACGUACAACAGCCCUCAGCUGUCUGCCAAGGAGAACUUCGUGCUGGAUUCCCUGGAGGUGUGGGCUUUGGGAGACCCCCCUGAAGCUGACGGGGGAAAAGGCCAGAGGAGCGUCUUAGACGUUGACCCAGGGGCCCAAGCUUUGCUAGAGAUGAUCGGGAGAAGCCGCCAGAGCGAUGGGUUUCGGGUACCAGUGGAUGAUGAAGGCAACUGAGAUCGCAUCCUAGAAGUCUUUUCCCAAGUCUGACCAGUGUUUUGCUAGAACACUUUCUCUUUUCCACCCGUCAGUAUAAAGUAUCCAAUCUCUUCAGAGUGAUGAUGUUCCCUGAAAUAACAAUUUGCUUGUCUUUGCGAACUUCGGACGUGUUACCUGUGGGAGUUAUUUCCAGGGAUUGGGCAUGUAUCGUACUAAAUUCAGGACACU
Messenger RNA from Candoia aspera, 1902 nucleotides. RefSeq names its product MTOR associated protein, eak-7 homolog (gene MEAK7). The record is from RefSeq and is a predicted model, not a curated record. Gene Ontology annotation, biological process: TOR signaling. The transcript has 9 exons. Bases 286 to 1692 code for a protein of 468 amino acids. Lineage: Eukaryota; Metazoa; Chordata; Lepidosauria; Squamata; Candoiidae.